Molecule: messenger RNA, 1031 nt
Organism: Phascolarctos cinereus (koala)
Lineage: Eukaryota; Metazoa; Chordata; Mammalia; Diprotodontia; Phascolarctidae
Gene: HTATIP2
Product: HIV-1 Tat interactive protein 2
Biological process (GO): import into nucleus
Cellular component (GO): cytoplasm
Molecular function (GO): NAD binding; oxidoreductase activity, acting on the aldehyde or oxo group of donors, NAD or NADP as acceptor
Source: RefSeq, a predicted model, not a curated record
CUCAGGGCACGGGGCUGGGGGUGGGCGCGGCCGUGCUGCUGCUGCUCUCCGCGCUGCUUCUGCCGAACCUGAACCUGGAAGGCCCGGAGGAGGAGCCGCCCGGCUCCAGCAUGGUGGAUACAGAAACCCUGCCAAAGUGUCGGGAAGACUUCAGGAUGCAGAAUAAAUCAGUGUUCAUUCUGGGGGCCUCAGGAGAAACUGGCCAAGUGCUUCUCAGAGAAAUCCUGAAAGAGAACCUGUUUUCUAAUGUCACCCUCAUUGGGCGAAGGAAAAUAGAGUUUGAAGAGGAAGCUUAUAAACAUGUGCGUCAAGAAGUGGUGGAUUUUGAAAAGCUUGAUGAAUAUUCCUCAGCUUUCCAAGGCCAUGAUGUUGGAUUUUGUUGUCUGGGGACUACCAGAAGCAAAGCUGGUGCGGAUGGAUUUGUUCGUGUUGACCGGGAUUACGUGUUGAAGUCUGCAGAGCUGGCAAAAGCUGGAGGUUGCAAACAUUUCAACUUACUUUCAUCUAAAGGAGCCGAUAAGUCGAGCAGUUUUUUAUAUUUACAAAUUAAGGGUGAAGUAGAAGCCAAAAUUGAAGAAUUCAACUUUGAUCGGUACACAAUUUUUAGGCCUGCAGUCCUAUUAUGUGACAGAAAAGAAUCUCGCCCAGGUGAGUGGUUGGCCAGAAAAUUCCUUGGUUCACUACCAACCUCUUGGGCCAAAGGUCAUUCUGUACCUGUUACAACUGUUGUUAGAGCAAUGCUUAAUAACCUAAUAAUGCCAAGUGAGAAGAAGAUGGAGUUGCUGGACAACCAGGCUAUCCAUAACCUUGGGAAAGCAGAAGACCUUAACAAGCUAUGACUACACUGGGAAAAAUGCCUUUGACUCUCAUGUCAUAACCAGAUUGAUGUUGUAGAGCUAUAUUGUUUACAUAUAAUAUAAUGUAAUGAUUUGAGGCCUCUUGGUGGAACAGUUGAUAGAAUACUGAAUUUGGAGGCCAGAAACUUGGGUUCAAAUCCUGCUCUAGACACUAGCUAUGUCACCCUGGGCAAA